Messenger RNA from Paecilomyces variotii, 1808 nucleotides. Its product is annotated as general substrate transporter. Gene Ontology annotation, cellular component: membrane. NCBI's taxonomy places the organism in Eukaryota, Fungi, Ascomycota, Eurotiomycetes, Eurotiales, Thermoascaceae. The record is from RefSeq and is a predicted model, not a curated record. The transcript is spliced from 13 exons. Gene Ontology annotation, biological process: carbohydrate transport; transmembrane transport. Gene Ontology annotation, molecular function: carbohydrate:proton symporter activity. Bases 42 to 1733 code for a protein of 563 amino acids.
CCAUCGGAUCUUGUCUCAAGGCAGCUUUAGGGAUUGACAAGAUGGCGGACACAACACACGGCGCGGACAAAGGUGGUUUCCACCAGAUGUGCCAGAAUCCAUAUCUAUUGGGAGUCGCAUCUUUUUCAACACUGGGUGGGCUCUUAUUUGGAUAUGACCAAGGGGUAAUAAGCGGUGUAUUGACUAUGGAAUCAUUCGGAGCCCGCUUCCCUCACAUUUAUACCGAUAGUGGUUUUAAAGGCUGGUUCGUCUCAACGCUAUUACUAGCUGCAUGGUUUGGGUCUCUAAUGAACGGUCCUCUGGCGGAUCGCAUUGGUCGAAAAUUGUCUAUCAAUAUUGCCGUUAUCAUUUUCGUCAUUGGGUCUGCGAUCCAAUGCGGUGCAGUUAAUAUCCCAAUGCUGUUCGUUGGAAGGGCCAUUGCUGGAGUUGCUGUUGGACAAUUGACGAUGGUUGUACCUCUAUACAUCAGUGAGGUCGCUGUAGCUGGAAUACGUGGUGGACUAGUGGUACUGCAACAAGUAUCUGUUACUAUUGGAAUUCUCAUUAGCUACUGGAUCGACUAUGGCACAAAUUAUAUAGGAGGUUCUCGUUGUGUCCCGAAUAUUCCAUACAGCGGUGGAACAGAGUCGUCGCGCACGUUCGACCCGUUUCAUGAUGUACCACCGGGUGGUUGUAAUGGCCAAUCUGAUGCAUCAUGGAGACUUCCCUUAGCCCUUCAGAUUAUACCAGCUUUGACCCUAGGGAUCGGAAUGAUAUUCUUCCCGGAAACGCCGAGAUGGCUCUUGAUGAAAGAUCGAGAUGAAAGUUGUCUAACGGCCCUUUCCAAGUUGCGCGGUGAGAAGAAAGAUAGUCCGGUAUUGAUAAAUGAGUAUCUUGAUAUUAAAGCUUCCAUAAUACUGGAAGAGACUUUUGCAAGGGAACAUUUCCCAGGUCUCUCUGGCUUGCGGUUGCACGUCGCUCAGUAUGCUUCGUUCUUCACAACGUGGGGACGCUUUAAACGUCUGGCGAUUGGAUCGUGCGUUAUGUUUUUCCAGCAGUUUAUGGGCUGCAAUGCCAUGAUCUACUAUGCUCCGACUAUCUUUAAGCAACUUGGAUUGGACGGAAACACGACAUCUCUCCUGGCAACCGGUGUCUAUGGGAUCGUUAACUGCUUGAGCACGUUCCCAGCAUUUUUCCUCAUCGACAAAACUGGCCGACGAGUCCUACUUAUGUUCGGCGCCGCAGGCACUUGUAUCUCGCUAGUUAUCGUUGGUGCCAUAAUCGGUGCGUAUGGAUCAGCUCUAUCUAGUCAUAAGUCGGCAGGCUGGGCAGGUAUUGCAUUUAUCUACAUCUACGACAUCAACUUCUCCUACUCAUUCGCACCCAUUGGCUGGGUUCUCCCAUCUGAGAUAUUUAACCUAUCUAUACGGUCCAAAGCCAUCUCUAUAACUACCUCCGCAACGUGGAUGUGUAACUUCAUCAUCGGUCUGGUCACGCCAGAUAUGCUCGCUAGCAUUUCCUGGGGUACCUAUAUCUUCUUCGCGGCCUUCUGUCUUCUUGCAUUCCUGUUCACUUAUUUCUGCAUACCCGAAACGCGCGGAAAGACUCUCGAAGACAUGGAUCUUAUUUUCGGUGAUACGGCCGCCCACGAAGAGAAGCAGCGUAUAGUCCAGAUCGAGAGCUCGUUGCGGGGAACUGGAACAGUUGACGACGACGUUCUGAAGGAGCCAGAAACGCAAGAAGUCGCUGUUUAAAGAGGAAUACCCAGAAGAAUAUAGUUGUGAGAUUUAUCGAGGACCUCUUUUAGUACAGGUUCAUUGUCCAUUGAU